Molecule: messenger RNA, 798 nt
Organism: Talaromyces stipitatus ATCC 10500
Lineage: Eukaryota; Fungi; Ascomycota; Eurotiomycetes; Eurotiales; Trichocomaceae
Product: signal recognition particle 19 kDa protein, putative
Exons: 2
Coding region: 1-798 (265 amino acids)
Biological process (GO): SRP-dependent cotranslational protein targeting to membrane; SRP-dependent cotranslational protein targeting to membrane, signal sequence recognition
Cellular component (GO): signal recognition particle, endoplasmic reticulum targeting
Molecular function (GO): 7S RNA binding
Source: RefSeq, a predicted model, not a curated record
AUGUCGCGCCAAGCUCAAGUCGAAGAGCUCUCUGACUCGGACCCAGAGGAGGUCGCUCCCUCCGGGGAUCUGCCCGCAGACCACAUCAUCUCUCCGUCCAUAAUGCACCCUCCUCCGGGGAAUAUGCCUCCCCCAGGAAUGGCAGCGAGACCUCAACCACGACCACCACAGGAGAUACCCAAACACUUCCACUGCUUAUACGCCGUUUAUUUUGAUAAGACUCGUACGCGCACAGAGGGAAGACAAGUUUCUAGCAAAGUGGCAGUGGAGAACCCGCUUGCUAGGGAUAUUCUCGAUGCGUGUCAACAGCUGGGGUUGAGAGUUGGCUUUGAGCCGGAGAAGUUGCAUCCAAAGGAUUGGGCGAAUCCAGGUCGUGUCCGAGUUCAGCUCAAGGAUGAGGAUGGGAAUCUUUUGAAUCCGCGUGUCAAGAACAAACACCAUCUUCGAAACCUAGUCGCACAAUUUUUACAAGCACAUCCCACUGACGAAAAGUCUCCCUUCCGACUACGCAUUCACGGUUUGCCCAUGCCAGACAAGCUUCCUGAUCCUCCCGCAGCCCCUCGAGGAUGGAAGAUUGGAAAGAUCUUACCCAUCCACUCCCCUGCAUAUUCAGGAGGUGGUGUGAGCGACAAUCCUUUCAAGGACGCCAUGGCCGAAAUGGAGAAACUCGGAGGAAUGCCCGGGAUGCCCGGGAUGCCAGCUCUUCCAGGUAUGCCUCCUGGUCUGAUGGGCAUGGGAGAACCAUCUGGUGCUGGUGAGCCGAAAAAAAAGAAGGAAAAGAAAAAGGGAAAGGCUUGA